CUAUGAUUUAGUCCACACUGCAAACAUUACAUAGUCUCCUCCUGAGUAGUAAACAUGUCUCUCUUGGCUGUCUCUUGUUGCCUCGCUCUUCUGGUGGGUCAGGCCUUCGGAGCUGGGUAUCAUGAGGACAUCGGCAUCCCUGAGGCAUCCAGGAUCCGGUUGAAGGAGGCCCAGCGAGCCAGUGAGAGGAUCAGCGGAGGAGUAGCCUCCGACUAUGGUGAUAACCCUUACCUGGCUGGUAUCCUGAUAACUCUUCGAUCCGGUCAGUUGUCUGUCUGCAGUGGUACAUUGCUGUCGACUUGGAGAGUGCUGACAGCUGCCCAGUGCUGGUACGAUGGUUACAACGUCGGCAGGAAGGCUGAAGUGAGGCAAGGUUUGGUAGAGCUGUUCAAUGCCUUCCGGUUUGAUGUAGCGAGGGUCACCAUGCACCCCGGGUACAACCCCAUCAGCUUGCUAAACGACCUCGCCAUCAUGCAAGUUGAUUCAGGGUUUUGGUCGAACAAUAAAAUGAUGAUACCAGUAUUCCUCCCGGGCCUAUAUGAAACCAAUACAUACGCAGGAGUGGAUGCUCGCGUCUCAGGAUACGGAAAAACGAGUGACUAUGACCAGUUGAACCCGAAUACUCAGCAACAUGCGCUGACGGUGAAGGUGAUGGGUCCGUGGGAGUGCUACUGGAGCAUGGCGCGCCGGCCUGCAGACUCCAGCAAGGUCAUGUGCACCCCCGGCAGCGUCCUGUGGGGGACCUGCGGCGCCGACCUCGGCGGCCCGCUCGUCGUACCCAACUUUAACGCCACGGGAAGCCAUCUAUUGAUUGGCGUGAUAUCGAUUCAGUCUCCGUUCGGUUGUACGUCAUCGUUCGCGACCGGGUAUACCCGGGUCUCGGAAUACGUCGACUGGAUACUAAACCACUAAACUGGAUUGACCAUGGUCACUAACACUAGCAAGGCUCGGAUACCGGUUAAAUUUUCAAACCGCUAUUAUGUACUUGAACGCAAAACUUUUAUCUAGCUAUUUGAAAUAUUGACGUGUAAAAGUAUUAUUUUAUGACCUAUUUACAGAAAUAAAUAUCAUUUAUCAUUUACAUUGGGUUUCGUUCGCAUAAACCGGUUUUUUUAAACCGGUAUUCGGAACAGUAUUUUCAUAUAGGUUUUUUCAGAUUAAACGGUUUAGAUCAAUAAAAACCUGUUCAAAUUAUAUUUAAUAGUAAUAUUUCAACGUGUUUACGGACAUGCCCCUCGUCGAAUAAACCGGUUAAUUUAGGUUAAAAUAAAGUUCUUUAAAUGUUCACGUUCUUAAGAAAAGUUCGGAGGAAAAUCGAUAUAAACCGGUAUUUUUUAAACCGGUUCCGAGUCUUGAACACUAGUAUUAGAGUUCGUAGGAUUAAAGAUUAUUUUCAUUUGUAUAGAAGCAUUAUUUCAAAAUUGUAAGUCUUACAAUACACACAAAUGGUAGGAGAAGUGACACGUGACGUCAACCAAUCAGGGCCUUAGUCUGCUAUUACAAUUGUGUCAGAAUGGUCGAUCACUGAGCAGUGCGAGAGGGACGGAGCUAUACAACCUACAUAGCUCCGUCCCUCUCUCGCGCGUAACGUUCGGUUACUGCUUACUUAUUAUUUUACGAGUGAGUUCAGUAAGUUUAUCAAUUUACGUUUAGAAUCCUACGAAAGUUUAUAAACUUCCUAGUAAAUUGAUAAACUUACGGAUCUUGUUAGUUUUCGGUGACAUAAUUAUAUAUCACUGUAAUUUUAAAGAAAUUAAAUUUUUAUUUGAUGAGCAUUCUCGGGACUUCCUGCGGCUGGUCGAGCAUUCUCGCGGGUCUUCCUGCGGCUGGUCGAGCAUUCUCGGGGGUCUUCCUGCGGCUGGUCGAGCAUUCUCGGGGGUCUUCCUGCGGCUGGUCGAGCAUUCUCGGGGGUCUUCCUGCGGCUGGUCGAGCAUUCUCGCGGGUCUUCCUGCGGCUGGUCGAGCAUUCUCGGGGGUCUUCCUGCGGCUGGUCGAGCAUUCUCGCGGGUCUUCCUGCAGCUGGUCGAGCAUUCUCGGGGGUCUUCCUGCGGCUGGUCGAGCAUUCUCGGGGGUCUUCCUGCGGCUGGUCGAGCAUUCUCGGGUCUUACUGCGGUUGGUCGAGCAUUCUCGGGGGUCUUCCUGCGGCUGGUCGAGCAUUCUCGGGGGUCUUCCUGCGGCUGGUCGAGCAUUCUCGCGGGUCUUCCUGCGGCUGGUCGAGCAUUCUCGGGGGUCUUCCUGCGGCUGGUCGAGCAUUCUCGGGACUUCCUGCGCCUGUUCGAGCCGCAGGAAGACCCGAGAAUCCCGGCUGGUUAAAAUAUACGUCUAACCGUGUCUAACUGCAUAUUGUUUUACAUUUGUAAAUAGUAAUAUAAGUAGCGUAGUUUCCGAAUAAAUCAUGCAUUCUUUACUACAUC
Spodoptera frugiperda (fall armyworm) is the source of this 2413-nucleotide messenger RNA. Its product is annotated as serine protease SP24D. NCBI's taxonomy places the organism in Eukaryota, Metazoa, Arthropoda, Insecta, Lepidoptera, Noctuidae. Gene Ontology annotation, biological process: proteolysis. The transcript has 6 exons. Gene Ontology annotation, molecular function: serine-type endopeptidase activity. The coding region runs from base 55 to 912 and encodes 285 amino acids. The record is from RefSeq and is a predicted model, not a curated record.